AUGACGCAAGGGAAAAACGGUACUAAGGCGGUAUUUCUCUUAGAUGAUGAGGUGCAUUUUAAGGGGGUGUGGAAGCUUCCAUGCGGCAGCUACACAGCUGAAAUCAGAGAUCCCAGCCAGAAGAGAAACAUCUGGCUUGGAACUUUUAAUUCUGGCGAGGAAGCUGCCAGGGCUUAUGAUACUGCAGCAAGGCUGUAUGGUGGCCACACGGCCAAAACUAAUUUUCCACCAGUAUCGAAGGAUGACACUCAAACCACCACCAGAGAUUUUCUUUGGAAAAUUAAUCAUAAUAAUGUCAUGAGUGAUCAUAUCCUCUCCAAUCAGAGCAGCGAUAUCGCAUCGUCUUCUAGAUCAGGUGGCGAUGCCGUGAGAUUUCCAUUGCUUAAUCAGAAUACUGAUGAAUUUCGUCGUUUUAUGACGGUUACAGGAACUUCUGUUGUGAUGUCGCCGGCAUGCGAUAAGGACUUAUUGGAGUCUUUAAUGAAAGCUGGAGUAAUACUUCCGGACCCGGGUAUGAGAGCUGGAUCAAUACUUCCGGACCCGAAGAUGAGCAGCCAAAAAGUGACUCUAGAUUUCAUGGGCGUCGGCACCGUUCAGCCUCCAACCACCGGUGCUGAGCUUCCAAAUCUUGAGCUCAGCCUUACACCACCAGGAAGCAUGUGA
Solanum dulcamara is the source of this 663-nucleotide messenger RNA. Its product is annotated as ethylene-responsive transcription factor ERF096-like. NCBI's taxonomy places the organism in Eukaryota, Viridiplantae, Streptophyta, Magnoliopsida, Solanales, Solanaceae. Gene Ontology annotation, molecular function: DNA-binding transcription factor activity; DNA binding. Gene Ontology annotation, biological process: regulation of DNA-templated transcription. The record is from RefSeq and is a predicted model, not a curated record. The transcript has a single exon. Bases 1 to 663 code for a protein of 220 amino acids.